Molecule: messenger RNA, 657 nt
Organism: Paramecium tetraurelia
Lineage: Eukaryota; Ciliophora; Oligohymenophorea; Peniculida; Parameciidae
Exons: 4
Cellular component (GO): nucleosome
Molecular function (GO): DNA binding; protein heterodimerization activity; structural constituent of chromatin
Source: RefSeq, a predicted model, not a curated record
AUGUAAAAGUCAAAAUAGACUUCAGAUUUGAAAAGCUGUUAAGAGGACAUGCUAUUGUAACUUGUUUAUCCAAAUUUUAAAGGCAGAGCCAAUCAAAAUUUGAGUUUAUCUAUUCUUAAACUAAGUAUAUAAUAGUUUUAAUGCUUAAAAAUAAAUUAGCAUCAAAAUGGUAAAAGUGGCAUAGCUAAGAGUGCAAAAGGCGGAAAAGGUGGAAAAGGUGGAAAAGGAGGAAAAUUUGGAUAAGGCAAGAAUAAGAAGGCCCCUUAAUCUAGGUCUUUGAAGGCUGGACUUUAAUUCCCUGUUGGUCGUAUUCACAGAUAUUUGAAGCAAAGAGUCUCUGCCAAAAACAGAGUAGGAACAACAUCUGCUGUUUAUACAUCAGCAAUAUUAGAAUAUUUAACAGCUGAGGUUCUUGAAUUAGCAGGAAAUGCUUCUAAAGACUUUAAAGUGAGAAGAAUCACACCAAGACAUCUUUAAUUAGCUAUUAGAGGUGAUGAAGAACUCGACAUUCUCAUUAGAGCCACUAUUGCUGGUGGUGGAGUGAUCCCCCACAUUCAUAAAGCAUUGAUAGGCAAAUAAACACCAGAGGGAGGUCUUCCAAAGGAAUGAUAUAUAUUAUAUUAAUUCAUAAGAAUUAUUUUUAUGAUGGAAAGAAAA